Daphnia magna is the source of this 2350-nucleotide messenger RNA. RefSeq lists its product as uncharacterized. The transcript is spliced from 10 exons. Bases 476 to 1993 code for a protein of 505 amino acids. Lineage: Eukaryota; Metazoa; Arthropoda; Branchiopoda; Diplostraca; Daphniidae. The record is from RefSeq and is a predicted model, not a curated record.
AAUUCAGCCAGUCGGUUUUUAGAUCUCGUUGUGGUAGGGUAUAUAGUGUGUGGUGUCUGGAAUUUUUUUAUUGAAUAGACCACUGUGCGUAGUUUUCCACCCAUCGGAUUUUUUAUUGUGUUUGCCGUUCCUGCUCUGCUGCCCGCACGCUUCUUCUGCCCAGCUGCCCGCGUGCUUUUCCUGCCCAGCUGCCCGCGUGCUUUUCCUGCCCAGCUGCCCACGUGCUUUUUCUGUCCAGCUGCCCGCGUGCUUUUCCUGUCCAGCUGCCCGCGUGCUUUUCCUGUCCAGCUGCCCGCGUGCUUUUCCUGUCCAGCUGCCCACGAGCUGAUCCUGCCCAGCUGGCUGCUCGCUGAUCCUGCCCAGUUGUCCACGUGCUGUUCCUGCUCAGCUGCCCGCACGCUUUUCCUGUCCAGCUUCCCGCGUGCUGUUCCUACCCAGCUGCCCACGCUGUUCCUGCUGAAGCGCCCUUGGUGAAAUGGAUUCGCAAAUUGGCUUAACCGGAAAAUUUUUUAUUGUCGAUUUAAUUGAUGGAAACAAUCAUCGCCAUGUUACUGUUGUGCCAGACAUUUGGAUCUUCCAGGCUGAUGACAAUUCUUCAAAAUGUUGGUAUCCUAAAAUUUCUGGGCACAUUUCAUCAAAGAAACGUGAAGUACCAAAACCAUGUUGGUAUGUUUAUCCUUGUAUCGUCAGAAAGGAAUAUGAUUCAUAUGAAUCUGCUCGUUCACAGGAACACAUUGCUUCAAUUCAAUCAGACAUUAAUACUGAGGGUGAAGAUGAUGCCAGUCAACCUAACACGUCAUUGGGAAAAGGAAAGAGACACAAGAGGCCGAAUAAAAGAUUCUUGCCUUCAAGUGAUGAUGAAAGCGUUGGUGUAUAUGGACCCACCCAGCCAGAAACAAUUGUGAUUCCAACAAUUCCAGUUAGCUUAUUAAGGAAUUCUGUUGAUGGUGGUGUUCCUGCUGUGCGCCCAACAGCACCACUUGCAGUUCAGCGGAGAUGCAAUAAUUCUGUUGAUGACCCUGGUGUAUCUGGGCCCACUCAUACAGAAGCAAUUGUGAUUCCAAUGGUUCCAGUUAGCCUAUUAAGGAAUUCUGUUGGUGGUGUUCCUGCUGCACUGCCAAUGACACCUUUUGAAGUUCAGCAAAGUUGCAGUAACUCUUUUGAGGAAGUCUCGCAGCAUAUGAGAGGGGAAAUUACUGUUAAUUCUACGGAUGACAAUUCACCAGUUUCCUACAACAACUUGUAUUCACAAGAAAUGCCCUAUUCCGGCACGAUUGGAAAUCAGCGGAUGAGUGUUGCGGUACCGAAUCAAUCAAACAUCUUGAGCGAAGUAGAAAUGCCCAACGGUAGUACGCGUAAUGUUUUUUUGGGAAAUCAGAGGAAUCAAUCAAACACCUUGACUGACGGUUCUGUAGCAUUGAUUGGGAAGUUGGUAAGAGAAGUCCUUAAACUACAGGAAUUUAUUUCAAACAUGAUGGCGAAACUCGUCGUUAUGGAAUCAAAGAUGGAAAGCCAUCGACAGCCAGUAGCAGAAACACUAGCUAAUCCAGAGUUUCUUCUAGAACCUCUGCAAGAAAUGGAAGAAAUACAAGCUUUGGAGGAAUCUUUACGUGACCCGGAUCUUUAUUUUCAGUUGGUUGGGAUGAUUCGUUCCUUGGGAGGAGCAUCCAUUAGAGAUGCCUUGAAACGUGCCUGGUAUAGGGUUUUCUCCAUAAAGGUGAUGGCUUCCGUUAAUUGGGAGGGUAAGAUAAAAAAGGGAUCACUUCAAAAGCAGGGUCUAAAGCAGUCCAUUGUUACCAAAGCCGUGUUUGAUGGUGUGCGAACGACAUCCCGCAAAUCCAAUAACUUCGAAUUGGAAACAGAAACAAAGAAGAUAAUGAAAGGAAUGCCAGAGAAGUAUCGAAAACGAUGUGCGACUGAAAAGUUGAUAUCGAAUGAAUAUGAAACUGACAGCACCUUAAACCGUCCUGGCACUUCCGCGGACAGUGAGUAGAGUAUGUUAAAGAGCUCUUGAACGACAGUGAGAGAGAAUCAACUCCCAUUGGUCGGCAACAAUUGAGAAUUACCGUAUAAUUUAAGAAUUCAACCUGGAGUACUCGGAGAAACCCUCCAAUUUUAAAGUGUUAAUCAAGAUUAACAAAGAGGGACAAUUUCAGUCUCAAUCAAGACACUUUGCAAUAAAGCUCAACCUGGAUGGAAUAAUCUUGAAGAGACGAGUGCCGAUUUAAGCAAUUAGUUUCGCGUUUCGUCCAUCAACUAAGGAUCCGACUGCAGCCUAGAAAUUUAGAUGUUGUUUGUUUUCAAUCAUGUACUGUGUCAAGUUCUUAAUCAAUAAAAAUCAUUUAAAACA